AUGAGCCGUAAAGUGACGGCAUGUGGUUUUUUGUAUGUGGCACCACCAAAUAUUGACUUUUCGGCACCAUCGCAUUCAGCAAAGAGAUGGCAACGACGUUGUUUCAAGCUGUAUGACGAUGGUGAAUUGUGCUAUGCGCUCGAUGAUCAUCCCGAGACAGUUCCACAAGUGGUAAUGAAAAUGCAACGGUGUACUCGAGUGUGUGAGGCUGACGCUAUCACUGGACAUUCGCAUAGCAUUCUGGUGGCGUUUCGAGUGGAUCAUUCGUCCGANAACCGGAAUCCAUUCUGA
Messenger RNA from Anisakis simplex (herring worm), 291 nucleotides. The record is from the annotation of a GenBank genome assembly. NCBI's taxonomy places the organism in Eukaryota, Metazoa, Nematoda, Chromadorea, Rhabditida, Anisakidae.